Messenger RNA from Pochonia chlamydosporia 170, 1683 nucleotides. RefSeq lists its product as hypothetical. The record is from RefSeq and is a predicted model, not a curated record. NCBI's taxonomy places the organism in Eukaryota, Fungi, Ascomycota, Sordariomycetes, Hypocreales, Clavicipitaceae. The transcript has 4 exons. The coding region runs from base 1 to 1683 and encodes 560 amino acids.
AUGGGCUCAUUGAAGAAGGCCGCGUCCGACAUGACCAUCAAGCCGUACGCCAUGUCCACUCGAACAAACAGCUUCACAUACGAGCGACUCCAUAAGGGCAGACAACUACGAAAACUACUGAGAGCCUGUUUGACUCGAUGGGUCAUGACGCUGGCCCUCUGUGCCUCCAUAUACGCCUUGUUAUGGAGGUAUUCAACCAAAGAUGCCAUGCCAAAGAAAAUGAAGAAGGAGUUCAAUACCCUAAUUGUUGGUUUGUCCAUUAUGUUGAGUUUGAACCUCGCCAGUUCCUUGAAGCAUAUGGUGGCUAUCCUGCGAUGGUGGAUGUUGAGCUUGAAAGAAUGGCGGCCUCGAGAAGUCGAUCUCAUUCUCCAGAGCGAGAACAUCAGCCGCAUGGUUCGACUGAUGCCCAUCUCUCGACGGAAUUCACUCCGCUUCUAUGUCAUCACAUGGGUGCUUAUCAACAUGGCUGCUCAAAUUGGCCUCGCGUGCCUCGGUCUAACAUACAAUGUGAACGGCGCCGACAAACACGUACCUACGAUCAAUGGAACCGUCGCUGUUCCUGACUUGAGCCAUAUUCAGACAACUAGGGUCCUUGGAUCGAACCAACAGACACCAUCAAAACUGCAUGCUAUUAAUGCACUCCGGUUCACAGCUAACAGUUAUGGAGCGGCCAGCCUAACCAGCGGAGUCACGGCUCAAAAUGCAACAUUCAAGCCUAUACGUCCUGGAACGGUAUAUAAUCCCGACGUCAGCGCCGUGUACUGUAACAGCAUCAACGCGAACUGUUACUCGACAUUUUAUGAGGCAACACCGGAGAACCUCAAUUACUACAUAAUGGUAGCGACUAAUCGCUGGGUUGCCACCUCCUCGAACUGUAGCUCGUUCAAAGUUACCAAAGGUGGAGAUGGUUAUGCUGCAACCAUUACCAUAGAUGAUGCAAACAAGACAACAAUUGACAUACCUGCACGGAACGGCCCCGGCCAAACAACAUAUAUCGUAAAUCCAGCCAAAGACCAGCACGACGGAUGGAGCCUGGUUUCUGCAUUUGAGGCGUCCGGAAUCAACCCCUGGUUCUACAGGUGCAACAUCUCUGUUGGUCCAGUUGUCAAUGCCGUCACCAAGGAGCACAAACUCGGAAGAAACAUUACGCUUCUCGCCCCAGCAGCGAUUGCGCUGCAAGGUUAUGGAGGAUCUACGCCGACCAAUGCCACCGACCCCAUUCAAUUUCAAAGCUACCCAUCCGAGACCGUUUUCGGAUCGCCAGCCGGAGGCGACGGCUUGUCCAUGGGGUUGAUUUCUAGCAUUUUUGCGUCGGGUGUUAUCGUAACUACUACACAGGCUAACACAAACAUCAACGCGACUGGCCAACUACCUCUCCAGGGUAUCACACUCGACAUUGCCCAUUGGUCUUAUGUACACCUCAUUCUCGGUCUCAUCAUGGGCUUGCAGUUGCUCUUCGCAAUCAUUUCCAUCGUUUUAUCAAACCAAGUAAUGGUUAGAGACCACAGCCAUUUCGGUGAGGCGGCCCUCUUGCGACCCACCAUGUAUGAUCUGAGUUAUCGGGCUGUCAUGGCAAACGAAAAGGAAAUUGCGAGCUUAUUCCCUAAGACGGUGACGAUGAGAUAUGUUCCAGGGGAGGAUGGUACAUAUUACCUUCGCGUUAGAAAUGACCGUGCAUCAUGA